This is a messenger RNA of Prunus persica (peach), 3457 nucleotides long. RefSeq lists its product as uncharacterized. NCBI's taxonomy places the organism in Eukaryota, Viridiplantae, Streptophyta, Magnoliopsida, Rosales, Rosaceae. Bases 559 to 3270 code for a protein of 903 amino acids. The record is from RefSeq and is a predicted model, not a curated record. The transcript is spliced from 6 exons.
UUUUCACAAGAACUCAUCAGCCACUCAGCUCUCAGAGCGGUGUGUUUCUUCCGUCUUGCGAUUCUUUGCUCACAAUUAACGUUUCUUCUUCUUCUUUCAACUCACUCUCUCUCUCUUGCAUUCUUCAGUCUUUAGUCUUUACCAUACCCCCAUUGACUCUCUCUCACUCAGUGUGUGCAGUUUCCUUCUGAUUUCGCUUAAAGCUUUUUUCUUUUUUUGCUGUAGUUUUACCCGAAGGAUUUUGUUGCUCUACACUUUCAGAUCUUUAAUCUUUUCCUCCAAUCCCGAUUGGGUUUGUUAUUCAGCACAAUAAACCAAAAAUAGAAAGAAAGAGUUGGCUUUUCGAAAUGUGGGUGCUUGGGUAAGGAGAAUGUGGUUAGAUUGAUUGAAGGUUACUUAUUUGGAUGAAGUUACUUGAUUCUUGGUUACUGAGUUUGGAAGCAUGGGUUUUGAGUGAAUUUCUGUCUACAAAAGCAAAAGAAGAAAAGGAGUGAGCUUUUCGGAGUGUGGAAAAUGGGGUUUUGCAGUUGAAGGAUUUAAGGUUUGCAGAAGACUAAAAUGGAGGUUGAUAAAAAACGUUCAAAAGGAGGAUUUCUAAACUUGUUUGAUUGGAAUGGCAAAUCUCGGAAGAAGCUUUUCUCGAGCAAUUCUGAGUCAUCUGGAUUAAAGCAAGGAAAAGAAAAUGUGGAGAGUUUCUCGAAGUCGGGGCUCUAUAGGGUAGAGGGCGAUGAGAGUGGAACAACUUCAAGUAAUAAAGCAAGUAGUGAUUGGCACUGUGCUUCAUCAGUUACUAGUGAUGAGGGAUGUGGGAAUAGAGCCCCUGGUGUAGUUGCUAGAUUAAUGGGUCUGGAUUCGUUGCCCACUUCAACUGUCCCUGAGCCAUCUUCUAGCCUACUCUUUGACUCCCAGUCGCUCAGAGCACCUGAUCAUGACAGGAGCAAUCGUAAUUUGUGGCGCGAUUUUUAUGCCAUGGAGUACAUAAAUGUGCCAAAGAAGCUGGAUAGAUUUUCUUGGAAUCCUGUAGAAUCUAGAGCACAGGGAGUGCAGAGCCAGCCAAUUGAGAGAUUUCAAACUGAAGUGUUGCCUCCAAAAUCAGCUAAGUCAAUUCCAGUUACUCACCACAAGCUUUUGUCACCUAUCAAGAGUCCUGGCUUCAUCCCAACAAAAAAUGCGGCUUAUAUAAUGGAGGCAACCUCAAAGAUCAUUGAGGCAAGUCCUCGAGCAUCUUCCAAGAGCAAAGGGUCAUCUGUAGGGCCUUCUUCAAUUCCCUUGAGAAUUAGGGAUUUGAAAGAGAAGAUGGAAGCUGUGCAAAAAGCAUCCAGACCUGAAAGACCCAAGGAAGCUGGUGACGUUAAGUAUAUGAAAGGACUGCCUGGUGACAGGAUUCAAAAUGGGUCAGUUAAUGUACACUUACCCAAGGCUUCUGUGAACUCAGAAAGACAAAGUUACAGGGAUGGAAGGAAUAAGGGAAAAUCAGUAUCACUUGCGGUACAAGCAAAGGUCAAUGUUCAAAGAAAGGAUGGGUCGAGUUCUUGUAGUAAUAGGAGUUUCAUGAAUCAGAAGGAACAGAAUGAGAUGAAACAAAAUCAGUUUUCCAAGAGCAGGCCACCAAGUCCACAAAGAGCUGUGCAUAAGAAAACUUCCCCUGACAGCACCAAAAGUGUGCUCAAGCAGAACAACCAGAAGCAGAAUUGUGUAUCUAAUAAAGAUAAAACGACUUCAAAAAAUAUUGUUCCUAAUCCACCUACUAGAAGAAUGCGGUCAACUAAUGGCUCUAGUAGGCCAGGUAAGACUGUAAGUAAGGUUCUUGUAAACUCUGAAACUGGAUCUGGAAAGAUGGGCUCAAUGGGAAAUUUUACUGGAAAGGAGUUUUCUUUAUCCACAAUGAAGAAAGUCUCUGGAAAGUUAAGGUCUGUUGGCCAGGAUGUUCACCUAGAAGAAGCCGUUUCUGAUAAUGCAUUUAUCAGUGAAGAUGAAAGGUCAGUAAAAUGUAAUGUUUCAAUGGAUGGGUGCACCAGUUUGGGCGCAGAUAAUAGGAAACAAGCCAUGGAUGUUGUUUCGUUUACAUUCACGUCUCCCCUGAAAAGAUCCAUCUCUGAAUUGCAGUGCUCUGGUCAAGUCAUGAGUAGAAACAACAGCUUUUAUAUUGAUUCUUUUGGUAACAAUGAUCAGCAGCGCUACCCAGAGAAUUUCACAUUAUCUUCACCUGGGUUCAACGUGAUUGGUGGUGAUGCUCUGAGUGUCCUUUUGGAACAAAAGCUUCAAGAGUUGUCAUGUAAAGUCGAGUUGUCUCAGCAUAACCCAGCCAAUGAAGAGACUACUGCAGCUGCUAGUUCUUCAUCUGGCUUGCAAGAUAUGGCUUCUGGUGUGGCCAGUACCGCAUCAAGAGGCAAGAAGUUCGAACUCGGUUUGCGCAGAGAUGAAUUUGACAGCAUAAACCACUAUGGUUGCUUGUUGUCAGUUGAUGUGAACCAGCAGUGGAAGGGAUCAGAAGGGAUGGAAGAGUGUAGCAGUAGCAGCAUAACCAGUGCAAAUGGAAAAGAAUUUGAUUAUCAGAAUCAUAGUCCACUUUCAGCCCCCUCGUUUGAGAGUCGAAGCUGCACAGAUAACAGAAAUAGUGCCAAUGGCAGGGACAGUGAGAGAUGUUCAUUGGCUCAAGCUCAAGAUCAAAUGGAUUUAUUCUCUUCAUAUGAAACCCUACCAGCAUAUAGUGUUUCAGAGUUGUUUGACUCAGCCUCUUCUGCUUCCACAGGGGAUGUGAGUGGAAAUAUGACUAGAAUUUCGGGUUCCCAUUAUCUUAAUCGAACAAACAAUUGGGAACUGGAAUAUGUGAGAUACAUCCUUAGCAAUGUAGAUUUAGAGAUGGAAGAUUUUGCGCUGGGUGAUGCUCAGACUGUCAUUACCCCAAGUCUUUUUGAUCAUUUGGGGGAUCAAGAAGAGUAUCCGAAGCUCCAGCGGAAGAUUGUAUUUGACUGUGUAAAUGAAAGCCUGCAGUUCAGAUGCAAGCAAUUUUUUGUCGGAAGCCACAAAGCAUGGGAUAAAUGGGCAGCAUUGUCUCAGAGGAAUGGAUGGUUAGCUGAGGAAUUGUUCAAAGAUAUUCUGGGUUGGAAAAAUAUGGCAGAAUUGAAUGUGGAUGAGCUUGUGGACAAGGACAUGAGCACCCAGCAUGGGAGAUGGCUUGACUUCGACAUUGAAACAUUUGAGGAGGGUCUAGAGAUUGAGAAGGAGAUACUAAAUUCUUUGGUUGAUGAGUUGGUGUCUGAUUUUUAGCACUUUUAGUCCCUCUUAAGUUGGCCCUUGUAUUUAUAAUCCACUGCCAUGUAUUAUAUCCAGUUGAGUUCUUUAUCCGGUGGAACUUGUAUGCUUUUCCUUAUCUAAUUUACCUUCAACAUUUUCAUCUAGCUGAGAAUUUUCUCAGCAUAGAAUCUACUGCCAGUAAGACAAUUUUUCACUUCUA